CUGAGACCAUCGUACGCCUUAUCAAGCACAGAUUCCCUGGACUUCCUGGACUUCCUCAAUUAUCUCUUGAUACUUGCAAGAUCCAACAUAGCAAUGAUGUAGGACAGUCUAUUCUAGAGAGCUACUCAAGGGUCUUAGAAAGCUUGGCCUUCAAUGUGUUGUUUCAAAUUGAAGAUGUUCUUUAUGCUGACUCUCUUAUUCAAGACCCCAUCCAAUAAUUGCACUAGAAGAAGAUCACAUACUAACAUAGAGGUUGGACCAGUGAUGAAACUGGACCCGAAUGAAGAGAUGGAGAAGUUGAAUGAGGCACCAAACUCAAUGACUUUAUCAUACUUCAUGGGUUGGAAUUUUAAUCCAAACUCUGAGGUGGAAAAUAAUCAAUCAGCAAUAGACAUUCAAGGCUCUGGGAAUCCUAUACCUCUUUCUCCUCAAUGGCUGAUUUCGAAGGCAGCUGAUAGUAAGGAAUCAGACAGUAUUCAUGACAACAAGACAGAUGCUCUGAAGGCAUCAGUAACUGUUGAUGGUUUUUCUAGUGUUGGUAAGAAAAAGGAUGUCUAUAGGCCUAUCUUGCAUGACUCAGAAGGUGGUCGUCGAGAUCGGUGGCAUGAUGAAGAGAGGGAAACAAAUUCUGCCAUUCGCCGAGACCGUUGGAGGGAGGGAGACAAGGAACCUGGUGAUAUACGCAGGACAGAACAUUGGCCUGAAAAUUCCUCCAAGCAUUCUGGGGAAAUACGGCGUGGUCCAUCUGAAAGAUGGGUUGAUUCUGGGAACAAGGAAAUUGACCUGCGACGUGACAGCAAAUGGAGCACAAGAUGGGGACCAAGUGGUAAGGAGUCAGAUAACUGGCGUGAGAAGUGGUUGGAUUCUAGCAAAGGCAGUAACACGACUCCUGACAAAGGCUCACCAUAUUUCAAUAGUCAUGGAAAGGACAUGAAUAAUCAUGGAAAGGAGACUGAAGGAGAUGAUCACUAUUCUCGUUCAUGGCGAUCUAACUAUGGUUUAGGUCGUGGAAGGGGAGACUCAUCUCAUAACCAACUGCAUACCCCUCUCAAACAGCCUCAUGUGCAAGGCUAUAGUCGAGGAAGACUAGAGAAUGGGAUAUCAUCCAUGUUUGCUGGUCGAGGAAGAUUUAACUCUAGUGUGAACAAUAGGAACAGUGAUACUUGUGUUCAUCUGGUUGGUUCUUUUCACGAAAAGGUUGAUGAUACCUCCGAACUUUCUGGUUUAAGAUAUACUAGGAUAAAAAUGCUUGAUAUAUAUAUGAAAACUGAUAUAAAGAGUAUUAGAUCAUCAUUUAAUGAAUUUGUUGAAGUUCCUCCCCUAACUGAAGAGGAAACAUUGGAGCCCAUAGCAUUUUCUGCUCCUACAGCUGAUGAAUCAGUUAUUAUCAAGGGAAUUGACAAAGGAGAUAUUGUGAGUAGUGGUGUUCCUCAAGUAUCCAAGGAAUCUUCCAUUGGGAGGUCUACUUCGGAAGCCAUCCCAUCUAGGCAGACUAAAUUAGAUUAUGACAUGCCAAAUUCUGCAGAUAGUUAUAAAGAUCAAAUUGACAAUUCUGAGGUGGAGAAUUGCAUCCUUUUGGAGAUCCCACCAUAUGAUAAACAACAAUAUCAAAAUACUAGUUCGAGUAGAUCUCGAUCAAAAGAAUUAGAUGUUAUCACUCCUGAUGCUGAUGAGAUGAUUUCUAAAGAAAGUAUCAGGCUAGUGACUGCAUCGCCAUGUGUUCCACAAAGAUCUCAGUCAACUGGGGACUAUAAACCUGGUUCUGUGCAUGAUAAGUGUAUGCGAUCCUCUCAUCUGCAGAAAGAUAUAGAGUCAAAGCAUGGCCCUGCCAUUACCUCUGCGUUCUACUGUAACACUGAUGGAAUUGCUUUACACUCAGAUGCCAAAAACGAGGCCUAUAUGAAAAAACAACUAUCUGAGGUGACAAAGGAAACCCAUCCCUUCUUUUCCAAGGAUGUGUUGGCUGCAAGGAAGAUGCAACUCACUUCACCAGAAAAUCUUUUACUAUAUUACAAAGAUCCUCAAGGUCAAAUUCAAGGUCCCUUUUCUGGAGGUGAUGUUAUUGGAUGGUUUGAAGCAGGAUAUUUUGGUAUCGAUCUGCAAGUCUGCCUUGCAGGUUCUCCUGCUGAUACACCUUUUUCUUCCCUUGGAGAUGUUAUGCCACAUUUAAGAGCAAAGGCUGGACCACCGCCUGGAUUUGCGGCGGUCAACCAUGUUUCUGCAAUGGGCGAGACACUUAAGGGUAAAUUUGCUGGUUCCAGUAGCAUUCUUAAUGGUCUUGGUGAAUAUGAUGUGCUUACAAAUGGAAAAAAGGACUCAAAUAUUGCUGCAACUGAAGCACAAAAUCUGUUUUUAGAGUCUUUGAUGUCUGGUAAUAUUAGCAGUUCAACUUCAGAAACCUUGUCUUUCAGUAGAGCUAUGCAAGAAUCCGGUGGGACUGCUAGUUGCUUGCCUUCUGUGGUAGGAGAAAGUGGGAAUGAUACUAAUUACCUCUCGGCACAAACCAGGUUGUUGGAGAGACGAAGGUCAUCAGUGAACCCUGUCUCAUAUUUGUCAGUUGGUGACCCAUCAUCAGUUCCUAGCUCCGAAACAGAUUUGAUUUCAGAAUCUUUACCACAGUCUAAGCUGUUUCCGUCAGUUGUGGACUCUUCUGAUCAAACUCCUAAGCCCCAGCAAUUUGACUUGCUGUCCCUUUUGCAUGCUGGUGCUGAUAAGUCGGUUUCGCUAACUAGUGGCCAUAGUGCACCUUUUUCAAACUUUUCAGAUGUUGCAACUGUAAAUAAUCUCCUUCAUGCUGGUGCUGAGCUUCCGGCCGAGGUAUUGAGUAUGCAUUAUAAUCAACAUUUGCCAUCUCAGAUUAGAUUUGGAGGCCAGCAGCAGGGUUUCCAGCCAGCUAACCAACCCUCAUUACCUAAUUUAAUAUCUCAACACAAUGAUUCUUCUUUUGUUCCACCUGGUAAAUUUCCUCCAUCUGAGAUGCACCAGGAUCCGCGAUUGCAGAGUUUGGCGCAACAACACUAUCUUCUAUCUCAACUUCAUUUGCCAUCUCAGGUUCCUUCUGCUCAAUUACCAUUGUUAGAAAAGUUAUUACUGCUUCAACAACAGCAGCAGCAGCAGCAGCUCUUAAUACAGCAGCAGCAGCAGCAGCAGCAGCAACAACAACAUCAGCAAUAUCAGCAAAUGCUUUCAAAAGCUGUUUCCAGUCAUCAGUCUCAGCAACAGUUCAUUGAUUCUUCUUAUGGACAAACAUCUGGCAAUAUUGCUAUGGAUCAUGUUAUGCUUCACAGAGGUAACGAACAAUUUCAGAUCGGUCAGCAGUUGCCAGUUGCUUAUGAAGGUAGUGGACGAGCAUCAUAUUAUUAUGAUACUAACUUACAAAAUUCUCUGGAUGAAAGUUCAUUGAAUUCUGGACCUCCAUCUAUGCCUAUUCCACUUCAGAUCCGUGACCAAACAAUUGCUUCAAAGGAAUUUGAUACUCAAUUUGUGAUGGAUAAUGUUGCUAAUCUUCCAAACACCAAAACAAAACAAGAGAUGAUAGACGGUUCAAAUUUCUCUAAGGCUCGGCAGGGUUAUGAGGAAUUGGGUUUUGAAUCCCAAAAUAUUACUCAAAGCUCGAGUGGUGCUGAGAAAGAGCAAGAGGUAGCAUUGGUUUCUCAGGCUCAAGAAUUGGCACCCCUAGGCCUAGAAGAGAGUCAACUGUCUGUAGAUUUUCUACCUCCUAUGACAGAUCUUGGACCUGAUAUCGAUAUUUCUUUGUUAGAGCUCAAUGAUCAAAACAACGAUCAGUCCGCCCCUAAUAUAACUGUAGAAAUACAAGACAGGAAAAAAAGUUCUGAAAAAAAAUCUAAGAAGCAAAAGAAAUUCAAGACAAAAAUAAAUUUAGAUGCCGGGAAAGAAUUGUCCAAUUUAGUUUCUAGCCAGACAUCACAUGUGAAUGCUGAAGUUGGUGCAAAUGCUAAUGAAGCUAAAUUUGAAUUAGUGAAUGAUGUUUCUAUUGCAGUUACUACUGAAAUGUCUGAAUCACAAAGUUCUCGAGUGCCAUCCCAUGCAAAUCCUGUACCUAGUGAACCAAAAGAUGAAGAAGUCAAUGCCAGUGCAGUUGCUACACUGGCAUUCAAUCCGAGGGUUUCAUCAACUCAGUUGGCAUGGAAAUCUGCUCCAGGGUUCAAACCUAAAUCUCUGUUGGAGAUACAACAGGAGGAACAGCUGAAGGCACAAAGAGGAAUGGGUUCUGAAACUGUUGCUGUGACACCUGCUGUAGUUGCUCCAUCUCCAGCCUCUUGGUCAUCAAUCACUAAUUUGGAAAAUAAGCUAUUCAGGGAUACUGUUCUUGAAUCAAAUACACUCUUUAUCAACUCUGAAGAUCCUCUUAAAUCAAAGAGCAGGAAAAGCAAUUUGCAUGAUUUAUUGGCCGAAGAAGUUUUGGCUAAGUCAAAUAAUGAUAUUGAGUCUUCAGCUAGCAAUGCUCAGAAUUCACUUCUAUCACUACCAUCACAAGGACAAGCACAUGUUGAUGCUUCAGCACAUGUUGAUGCUUCUGCUAUUGACGUCAAUGAUUUUGUUGAGGCAAAAGACACUAGAAAAGCUCGCAAAAAGGCAUCAAAGUCAAAAGCUGUUGGAGCCAAGAUACAACAACCAGUUAGUUCUGCUGAAUUGUCUGCAUCUCCAUCAACUGUUAAAAAGGAUAAAAUUACACACCAAGUACAAGGAAAAGAAACUUUAUUGGCUCCCCCUGCUGCUCCAUCAUUAGGAGAUUUUGUUCUUUGGAAGGAGGAUCAAUCAAGCUCUCUUCCUCCACUAGCAUGGUCUAUGGACUCUAAGAAGCAGCAGAGACCGAUGUCACUAAGAGACAUUCAAAUGGAACAACAGAAGAGGUCUGGAACCAUGCAACAACAGCAGGCUCCAAUACAAACUGCUAAAGUUCAGCCAAACCAUGCAAGUCGGGGAAGUGGGACUUGGCAGGUUAAUGGGUCAUCGCCAUCUAACACUGCAUCAUCCGUUCAGUUUGUUUCACAAGUUUCAAAUCAGACAAAAUCUAGAGCCGAAGAUGAUCUAUUUUGGGGGUUGCCUGAGCAAUUGAAACCGGAACUCAAAAACAGGUCAGACUUCCCUCCAACCGAGAGCUCUGUCAGCAAGGCAGCAAAAGGCUCCUUAAAAGGAGUUUCUGGAGCAGGAACAGGGCAGAAACUUGUUGGAAGUAGAGGCAUGGAGUAUUCUCUUUCCGCAUCCGUGCCCAGUUUGCCAACUCCGAAGGGUAAGGGCAUUGCUGCUACAAAGAACUCAGAGGCGAAGGAAUUCCAAGAUUGGUGUGUGAAUGAGUGGAUCCGGCUCACAGGGACUAAUGACACCAGUUUUCUGGAAUUUUGCAUAAAGCAAUCAAUGUCGGAGGUCAAGAUGCUACUGCAAGAAAACCUUGGUUCUCUGGACCGCAAUCAUGAUUUCAUCGACAAGUUCCUCAACUAUAAAGAGUUCUUGCCUUCAGAUGUCCUCGAAGCUGCGUUCCAGCUGCAGAAGUCCCACCCUAUAUCUGUGGAGAAUGCGGGUCACCGGAAUCCCAAUGCUCCAACUGUUGCUGAUGCUGAUGAAGGCUUGGACGAGGCAGUCGAAGGGCUACCCAAAGGACGAGGGAAGAAAAAGGGGAAGAAGGGGCAUAAAGUGAGUUCUGCUCUCUUGGGUUUCAACGUAGCCAGCAACCGGAUAAUGAUGGGUGAGAUCCAGAGCCUCGAGGAUUAGGAUAAACACUGCGGAUUAGGUAGACAGGAUUUAGAUUUCCUGAGUGUACAUACCUAUUUAGCUAAAAUUUUGUAAAUUUCCCUCUCACUUGAUUUGUGCUCCAUGUACUUGAAAAGUAGCUCGAAGUUGCAUGGAUUUUUGCAAGGAAGCUGCUAAAGCAAGCCAUGGCUUCUCUACAAAGUUUGUUCUGGUCCCCAUGCAAAGGACCAUUAGUCGCUUAUGCUCUCUGUUUCCUGAUGAA
Messenger RNA from Zingiber officinale, 5974 nucleotides. RefSeq names its product protein ESSENTIAL FOR POTEXVIRUS ACCUMULATION 1-like. The transcript is spliced from 10 exons. Bases 154 to 5733 code for a protein of 1859 amino acids. Lineage: Eukaryota; Viridiplantae; Streptophyta; Magnoliopsida; Zingiberales; Zingiberaceae. Gene Ontology annotation, molecular function: protein binding. The record is from RefSeq and is a predicted model, not a curated record.